Messenger RNA from Dentiscutata erythropus, 1011 nucleotides. The record is from the annotation of a GenBank genome assembly. Lineage: Eukaryota; Fungi; Glomeromycota; Glomeromycetes; Diversisporales; Gigasporaceae.
AUGAAAUUUUGUCAUUUCAUGUUCUUAUUUAUUUAUGGUUUAGUUUCAAUUCUCUUAAAUAUUAUUUCUAAUUCUAUAGUUGAUGCUAAUUCAUUGCCAGCACAGUUUAAAGAUAUUCAACCUUUAAUUUGUCGCCAAUUAAAUGAAAAACCAUCUAAUGCACCUUCAUUAGUUGUCACUAGCAAUAUCGAUCCAAAAGAUCCCACACAGCACUUAUAUGGAGGGCCUGCUUCAGAUCAACCGUAUCUACUAGGGUUCAGCACAGAAGGAAAAGAACAUGUUAUCCUUUUAAUUAGUCUCCCUGAAAUCACUGAUAACAUUGUAACCACUGUUCCAGGAGUUGGAAGUGGGCUUAAUGAUGCUCUAUAUCAAAGUCUAAGCAUCAAUGACGCCACCUCAGAAAUUUUGAAAGGGAGUGAUGGAGAUAUCAACAAAAACACGCAGAUUAUUUGGGUUGGUUAUGACAUAUCUGAAAGUCCUGUUGAUGUAGGCAUAAAUUUUUUCACAGAUAUCUUAGAUUUUGGGUUAACAAAAUUGUCUAUAGCAUUAGCAGUUGCAGCAGGGUCUGCAUUAAACUUGUUCCAAUGGGGAUUGAUCACUAUACAUAAAGGAACAGCACCACAUAUAACUGUUGUCGGUCACAGUUAUGGUUCUGAUGUUGUUGUUGAGACUACUAUGAAUGGUCUAAAGUUAGUAGCAGAUGAUGUUAUCCUCAUUGCCAGUCUCAGAGUCCCUGUUGACCAUGCGUCCCAAAUUGCAAAUAAUAUGGUUUCAUCUAAUCCUGGAAGCCAUAAUCCAAAAACUCAAGUCUGGGCUAGUAAAACAGGCGAAGAUCCGAUUUGCCGUAUUUCAAAUUCACUAGAAACUGAUACAAUUAGCAAGAGCUUUGGUGCAUCUGUCUUUUUUAGCGAACCACGGGGUGACCAUGGUGGUUAUUGGUAUGGUAUUGGAUUGACAAAUAUGGCAUUUAUUAUAUUGGAAAACUAUCAUUCUGUUUUAACAGGUAUUUAG